Molecule: messenger RNA, 1152 nt
Organism: Nelumbo nucifera (sacred lotus)
Lineage: Eukaryota; Viridiplantae; Streptophyta; Magnoliopsida; Proteales; Nelumbonaceae
Source: RefSeq, a predicted model, not a curated record
AUGCUUCAUGACAUGAAAGAACUGUGCACAAGGGCAUUUAUGGUGGGACAUGCUAUUGGUGAUGUAAUCACUGGUGAUUUGAUGGAACCUGAUAUAGUUAUAAGUGCGGCUCCUUCAGUUGGAGGAUUGUUGGAUUCUUUAACUGGCAGCAUAGGGAUUUCAAGCAUUUCUGCAAGAGCAAAACCUGUGGCUGCACCAGUUGUGGCUUCCACAACUUCAGGCGCUGUUGUAACUGGAACUGCUACAUUAGAUGCUCCAAAGAUAGGUUCAAGGCCAUUUGACAAAGAUGCACUGCGGACAUUUAUUAGUAGCUCAUUACCCUUUGGGACACCUUUGGACCUUAACUAUUCCAAUAUUUCUGCUAUUAAAGUGAAUGGAUUUUCUUCAUCAGAUUUACCUCCUGCAGACCUAAGGCAACCAGCAUGGAAGCCAUACCUCUACAAAGGAAAACAGCGAAUACUGUUUACAAUUCAUGAAACAGUUUAUGCAGCAUUGUAUGACCGUGAUGAAAUUCCAGAUGUUUUAUCAAUUUCAGGUCAAGUAAACUGCAGAGCAGAAUUAGAAGGAUUGCCUGAUGUGUCAUUCCCAUUGACAGGGUUGAACAAUGCUCACCUAGAGGUUUUAUCAUUCCAUCCUUGUGCUCAAGUUCCAGAGCAAGGUGUAGAUAAGCAGGGUGUGAUAUGGAAAAUUGUUGCAAGUGGAAGAGGUGUUUCUGGAAAAAGUAUUGAGGCAACUUUUCCUGGAACAAUCAAGUUUGCACCAAGGUCAACUCAAAGAUUGCCCUCUAUGCUUAGGUCAACUCAAGGACAUACAUCUGAAGAUGAUAGUGAUAUUGAACCUGAGAAUUCUAAUAAUAUGGUAAACGUAGAUGAAUACUUGAUGAAAAAGAUGAACAAGGAUCUUCCAUCAGUUGAUUUAGAAGAACCAUUCUGCUGGCAGGCAUACAAUUAUGCAAAGGUGUCCUUUAGGAUUGUGGGGGCAACACUUUCAGGAAUGACAAUUGAUCCAAAAACAGUUAGCAUUUAUCCAGCUGUCAAAGCACCAGUGGAGUUCUCAACUCUGGUUUCCUCUGGAGAUUAUAUAUUUUGGAAUACCUUGGGGAGAUGCCCCUUCGCCGCUUCACCUACAGUACAGAGAAAGGACCGCAAAUGA